CUCUCUUUUUUAAAGCAGUUUUUUUUCAUGCCUUAGAAUGAAAGUAUAGUUGUGUACUGUGUAGGAAGCAUACUCACCUUUUGUCUCUUAUAUCCAUUCGUGUGAGAGCAGUGGGAGUUUAUAUCUUCGAGAUGACAAAGUUACAGAAGGAAACUUGCGGAAAGAUGUGAUGGCAAAUGCUUCUGUUACAGAGGAAGAAUAUUUUGUUGCUCCUACAGGAAACGUUCCGUUUACACCAAGAUACAAGAAAUCUGAAGAAUGAUUUGAGUCUAUCGGAAUAGAAUUAGUUUGUGCAAAAAAUUGUUAAAGAUGCAGAAAAUAUUGCAGAUAUGUGAAAGACAUUCACUGGCAAAACCAAUUUUCUCUGAGAACUCUUUGUACUGUAUGAAAUUUGGGCCAGUUGGUGAACUGUUGAAAAAGUUUUUAUGCCAUGAAUGGUUACAUGCCAAUGUGAUUAGUUCUGAAAUAGGUGUCUUCCCUCAUUAUGUGAGCAGAAGUGAUGCUGGACAUACCAUUCAUGACUUGAAAGAAGCAUAUGAAUAUGUGAGAAAUUUAAAUAGUGGACAGUUGCCAUUUGGAGUAGUAGUUGAGACGCCAAAUCUCUGUGCAGAUAAAUAUUGCGAGAAACAGCAGCAUAUACUUGAUGAAAGUCUAUACUUCUACCCUAAGAAAUGCACAUUCUUGAAAACAUUUAUGUUUGUGGCACCGUCAAAGGCAACACAUUUUUAUUAUCGGUGGCAAAGACAUAGAAAAAUGUGGUGGAGAAAGUUUUCAGCCUGCCCAAGUCGUUUUGUCCUGUCUGAUGUACAAAACAAUGAGAAAAGCCAGUCUGUGCAUAUUCAAGCCAAUUUCCCAUGGGGCUCACAAAAUGUGGAAACACUAAGUUACUGGACAACAGCAGAUCAAGACUUGGCUAUCAGAACUGCGUUUGAAGCAAAAGAUGGACGGAAGAAAGUUACACCUCACAUUGUUGAAAGCACUUUGUCUGUAGAAUGUGCUGUAUUUACAUUCCUUUGUGAUGCAUAUGAUGAAACAGCAUUUGCUGGAUUACCAAGGGAAGUAAUGAGAUUCCACAGAAAGCUAGCACCUUUCAAAUUGAGCUUUUCUGCAUCUGCAUCAUCUUCAUCUGCAGGUGAAGAACUAAAUCAGCUUGCAGUUUACUUAACAAAGCAAACACGUGAUAGUGGAAUUUCCACGUUGUUGUUACCAGAUUUGGUUAAGAAGUCUCUUGAAUCACAAUUUGUACGCAAUGAUGAACUUGGCAUUCCAUACACUGCUGUACUUAAUGACACGUCACUUAAGAAUGGCAUUAUAACUCUCAGAAAUCGUGACACUACUCUGAAAGAACAGGUCCACAUAAGCAAACUGAGAGGGUACAUGGAGAAAAUUUUAAAGAACUAUUAACCAGAUGUCUGCUGACUUUGCUUUGGAUGCUUUCUAUUUCUAUAGGAAAUAUGGAAUAGCUUAUACUCAUAUACACUGUAACUGACAGCUUGUGGCAAUAAUAUGAGUAGUAUUUCAUUUGUUGUGUGAAGACUGCCAGUAAGCCAUUCUCGUAUCGUUCAGUGAGUUCGUCUUUGUUCACUGUUGCAUGCUGCAAAAAUGCAGCAGACAGAAAACUAGAAGCUAAGUUACAUUGUUUAUUAUUUACUCCAUAAGUCUUAAAUAUAUACACAUGCAAUAUUCAGUGUAAAUACAUUAAAUUUUCCCAUUAUCUUAUUACUGUAAAUA
This is a messenger RNA of Schistocerca piceifrons (Central American locust), 1731 nucleotides long. It is a transcript of the gene DNApol-gamma35, whose product is annotated as DNA polymerase subunit gamma-2, mitochondrial. The transcript is spliced from 7 exons. NCBI's taxonomy places the organism in Eukaryota, Metazoa, Arthropoda, Insecta, Orthoptera, Acrididae. Gene Ontology annotation, cellular component: mitochondrion; cytoplasm. The record is from RefSeq and is a predicted model, not a curated record. The coding region runs from base 310 to 1404 and encodes 364 amino acids. Gene Ontology annotation, biological process: mitochondrial DNA replication.